GACAAACUUCUUUUUCUUCUUAAAUCCUCUGUCUCCAAGCGAAAUCGUUGUUCUUAACAAGACAGAAACACAACACAUUUGCUGCAUGAACUGGAGGAGCCUUUUUGUUUUCUUUCUUACAGUAUGACUCAUAUCAGAAAGAUUAUGCGGUCCAAGUUGAGAUCAUCUCUUACGACCGCAGUAGGCGGUGGAUCUCCAAAGCAGCAGGAGAUGAGUAACGUGGGAAGCAAGUUAAACGUGAACGAAGAAUACAUGGAAGCCUUCAGAACAAAGUCUUACGUAGAAAUAUGGAGUAAAGCUCAAGGCCAGAUGAGAAGAAAAGACGAAGACAGGUCCUCCUCCUCCUCUUUGCCGUCCCUCCCUUCCUCCCCACGUCUCUCCGAUUUCUUGCUCGAACCUCGCCAAGAUAUUCUAGUCGAAAUGAUAAAAAACUCCGACCAGCAUCGUCUUCUCACCGACUACUUCGACGGUAGCUUAGAAGCAUGCAGAAUAUGCGACUUCCUCCUGAAAAGCAUCGACCAAACACGAGCCAAUUAUCGCAUAAUCCGAAGGAUCAUCAGCCUAACCAAAAGGCUACCGGACUCCUGUGAUUACACCGACGAUCAAUGCAGACUUAUAUUCCGUGAUCUCGAUUCUUUCGCGAAGCUCAACAACCCACUUUCGGCCGGUUCUAGCCCAGUCGAAUUCCGUCUGGUUCAUGACAGAUACGGGUCGAUGCUCAAUCAACUAAGAAAAACACGAAAAAGGAUAAACAAGAGAGAAAAACUGAUUGGAUUAAGCAAGAAGGCUGCCGGUCUGGGCCUCAUCGUUGCUUGCGGUGCAGUCUCAGUAAUCACACUGGUUCUGGUGGUUCACACGUUGGUGGGCAUCAUAGCGACCCCUGCGCUACUCGCUUUCUCUGUGAAUGCCACGAAGAAGAAGAUCAAGUCCGCCCGAGUUGGGCUUAAGACAAGCAUGCUAGCCAGGCUCGGCGCACAGCUUGAUGCGGCGGCCAAAGGGGUUUACAUACUGAAUAGGGAUUUUGACACCAUCAGUGGGCUUAUGGUGAGGUUGCAGGAUGAGAUAGAGCACGGAAGGGUGAUAGCUGGGAUGGUUGUGAAGAACCAGACGAGGCGGAUAUUGAAGGAGGUGGUGAGAGAGUUUCAAACCCAUGAGUCUUGCUUUCUGGAGCAGCUUGGAGAGCUUGAAGAACAUGUUUACCUGUGUUUCCUCACCAUCAACAGAGCUAGAAGUCUUGUUGUACAAGAAAUAAUUAAUGGCGCACCAGACCCACCCAAAAACACUAGAAGAUUCAAAUUGAAUAAUAUCAGAAGCUAAGCUAGGUAUUAUUGUGAUAGAGAAUAGAUACUGGCAAUCAAAGCUUCAAGCUUUACAGAAUGAGUUUUCCUUAGUGCAU
This is a messenger RNA of Nelumbo nucifera (sacred lotus), 1396 nucleotides long. Its product is annotated as UPF0496 protein At1g20180-like. The record is from RefSeq and is a predicted model, not a curated record. NCBI's taxonomy places the organism in Eukaryota, Viridiplantae, Streptophyta, Magnoliopsida, Proteales, Nelumbonaceae.